Molecule: messenger RNA, 1269 nt
Organism: Danio aesculapii
Lineage: Eukaryota; Metazoa; Chordata; Actinopteri; Cypriniformes; Danionidae
Gene: txndc9
Product: thioredoxin domain containing 9
Exons: 5
Coding region: 81-761 (226 amino acids)
Biological process (GO): microtubule cytoskeleton organization
Cellular component (GO): cytoplasm
Source: RefSeq, a predicted model, not a curated record
AGUCGACGCCUUUGCGUGAAGCCUUGCGUCAGUGUGCCGCCUUUCAGAAAUCAUACAGCGUUGCAGGUAGUGUGAGAGAAAUGGCCAGUCAGUCGAUGGAUAUUGUAGCGAAGGCUCUGGAGCAGCAGGUGCUUCAGUCGGCACGGAUGGUGGAGGAGCAGCUGGAUGCUGAGCUGGACAAGCUGGAGCGCAUGGAUGAAGAUGAGCUGGAGCUGCUGAAGGAGAGAAGACUUGAGGCCCUUAAGAAAGCUCAGAAACAGAAGCAGGAGUGGAUCUCUAAAGGACAUGGUGAAUACAGAGAGAUCCCAAGUGAGAAAGACUUCUUUCCAGAGGUGAAAGAAAGCAAGAGUGUGGUUUGUCAUUUCUACAGAGACUCCACCUUCAGAUGCAAGAUUUUGGACAAGCACCUAGCUAUUUUGGCUAAGAAGCAUCUGGAAACGAAGUUCAUCAAGCUGAAUGUGGAGAAGGCUCCUUUCCUUUCAGAGAGGCUGAGGAUUAAAGUCAUUCCAACGUUGGCGCUGGUGAAGGACGGCAAGACUAAAGAUUAUAUUGUGGGUUUCAGCGAUCUGGGCAACACAGAUGAGUUUUCUACCGAAAUGCUGGAGUGGAGACUGGGCUGUUCAGACAUCAUCAACUACAGUGGAAAUCUUCUGGAGCCGCCAACAGUUGGACAGAAGACAGGGUCAAAGUUCACCAAAGUGGAGAAAAAGACCAUCAGAGGGAAAGGUUAUGACUCGGACUCUGAAUCUGAUGAAGAUUAGAGGACUAAAACAUCACGCUCCGUCUUUCUCAGGGCUUCCUACAUAGCAGUCCUAAGUCUUGUAACACCACGUUGUGUUUUUAAUUUGUGUAACAGCUCCGUGUCUAUUUAAUUUCUUGUCUCUGACCUUUACUCUUUAUUUGAUCAUUACAUGAUGACCAGGCAUUCACUGAUAGUAUAUCAAUACUUUUUGUAAUCCCUUUCAGUUUACUGUCCAGAAGUCUAUUAUUUCUGUGGAACAUAAUUUGUGAAAGAUCAGUCUCUGAUUUAUUUAAUAAGGAAGAUAGAGUUGAUUAAAAAGCUGACAUUUAAAUGGUGGUGCAAACACAAAAAUCCAUAUUUUCUGCCUCUGACGAACUGAUGGUCAGUUCAAUAUACAGCAAACAAGUGCCAAGAAAGCUCACUUCUGUAUUUCAGUAAGAAUCUCCACCUCUUUCUCCCAUUGAUGUGAAGGAAGUGCAAGAUUUUUCUUUUCCAGCAGUACAGGACUUAAUAAAAAAAUGAUUUCA